Orbicella faveolata is the source of this 933-nucleotide messenger RNA. RefSeq lists its product as uncharacterized. The record is from RefSeq and is a predicted model, not a curated record. Lineage: Eukaryota; Metazoa; Cnidaria; Anthozoa; Scleractinia; Merulinidae.
UCUCCUCUCGUUCUUCCUCUCUGCGUUUCUCCUCUCGUUCUUCCUCUCUACGCUUCUCCUCUCGUUCUUCCUCUCUACGUUUCUCCUCCCGUUCUUCCUCUCUACGCUUCGCCACAAAUGCAAGCAGCUCAGCUCCUUCCAGGGCAAACGUUUUGCCUAACUCAACAAACUUCUCCAUAUCAUAUAACACACAGUCUGGGAAUGUCCAAACAGGAUAACAGAGUAAUGCUUGAACACCUGGCCCCUGAUGGGUCUGUUCCAAUUCUAAACGUUUCAUUUCUAACUCAUGUCUUCUCUGGGCUUCUUCGAUUUCCACUUUCUGUCUCUGAAGCUCAGUCUCCAUUUGUAGUUUUCUUAUUUCUCGCUCUUGUCGUCGCGCUUCCUUCUCCUCAUCUUACCUUCUACGUCUCUCCACUUUCUCCUCUUCUGCUAUCCUCAAUCUCUCUUCUUUCUCUUCUUCUUCUCUCCUGCGUUUCUCCUCUCGUUCUUCCUCUCUGCGUUUCUCCUCUCGUUCUUCCUCUCUACGCUUCUCCUCUCGUUCUUCCUCUCUACGUUUCUCCUCCCGUUCUUCCUCUCUACGCUUCGCCACAAAUGCAAGCAGCUCAGCUCCUUCCAGGGCAAACGUUUUGCCUAACUCAACAAACUUCUCCAUAUCAUAUAACACACAGUCUGGGAAUGUCCAAACAGGAUAACAGAGUAUGACACACAGUCAAGAAAUGUCCACACAGGAUAACAGCGAAACCUUCUUUUACACGAAAUCGGUUCACACAGAACACCAAACCCACUCUACCACGCUUGUCCUGUACCUUUCCUGGUUACGGCAGUCCAGCAAACAAAUUUCUGCUCUCCCGGACAGGCCCCCCAUGUUACGAGUAUCGUUGUAGAGCAGGGUUGUUUCUAGACAGAACUCAGGAUCGCUGGUAACAGCAACAA